GACGGGCUCCAGAGCCGGGAGGGGAGGAAGCGUCGCCCCAGGAGCCCCGGUCCCGCCCAGGUACAGCCAACCAAAGGGGCGUGGAGGGGCCCAGGCGGCUGACAGCCCGCGGAAAUGCGGAGGCUCCCGUGGCCGUGGUAUGCGGAGCAGCUUCCCCCAUUGCUUUUUGCCGGAAGAUUAGAAGUGUAUUAGCCGGCUGGAGAAAUGGAGACGCCGCUCAGCGUGAGCUAAGAGGGUAGCCGGCACUUUCUCCCCGUUCAAUCCGACCGAAGAGUCUAGCGGGACGCUCCUAAAACGUAACUUAUUUGGAAACAACUCCGACUUGCUCGAUUUACGCGAACUAAAUUCGUUUUGUAAAAGUCCAAUCCGUGCAUUCGGAUCGGAGGAGCCGCUGGCACGUCUGAACCGGUUGGGGUUUCGCCUGCCUAGUGGCGCUGCCCGCAGCUGGAUUCGGGUUCCCGGAAAUCCCGCGCGCCUCGGCGGCAGAGAGAGUCCUUUACUGGAUGUCGAUUUCUCCACAGCGGAAGGAGGAGGAAAUCUUGUGCCGGUAAUUAAUUACCAAACAAGGUCACUAUGAUCCCUUGAGAGAUUGAAAACUGAAGACAUUUGCAUAACUUCAAAGACAAAAUCCACAGAAUUCCCAUCUAAGGCGGAGGAGGGAAAGGUCAAGGAAAGAAACUUUAAUAUUCUAUCAGACCUGUUUCCAGUCUACAAAAGUUGCUAUGGAGCAGAUCAGCAAUUUUUUCCAUUCCAUCUGGUCUUUUAUCUUCUUAAAACACCAGGAGGGCAUCUAUAACACAAUCUGUCUUGCUGUUUUAAUGGGGUUACCUGUUCUUGUCCUCCUUGUUGGAAUCUUCAUCUGUUGCCAUUGUUGUUUUUGUGGCCAGCAGCAAAGGGACAAAAAUAGCCACAGCAGCAGUGUUCCAAUCCAAAGGAAAAGAAGGCAUAAUAUUAUGAAGAAGAAGAAAAAGAAAGAAGAAGAUCUGUGGAUUUCAGCCCAGCCCAAAGUGUUCCUGCUGGCAAAAAGGCCAUCAUCAUUGGUUUAGAGGAUUGCAGGCGGACAAGAGUUACUUUCCUUUUGUAUACAGGAGUAUUCCUAUUCCUAUCUCAUAAUGUGUUCAGCUCCAUGUCAUAAAUCUGAGAACAUGCCAUUCUGUCUUACUUCCACAUGAAGGAAGCUACUUUUUCCGUGGCACGACAAAACCGUGGUCCACUAAAGCGCGCCCGAUUAAAGCGCGUACCUGACGUCAUCAGCGCG
This is a messenger RNA of Thamnophis elegans (Western terrestrial garter snake), 1258 nucleotides long. RefSeq names its product KIAA0040 ortholog. The transcript has 3 exons. Lineage: Eukaryota; Metazoa; Chordata; Lepidosauria; Squamata; Natricidae. The record is from RefSeq and is a predicted model, not a curated record. Bases 723 to 1046 code for a protein of 107 amino acids.